AUGGGGUUGGCAGCUACUAAGACCAAGCAGAGAUUUGGUCUAGAUCCUAGGAACACCACUUGGAGCAAUGAUAAGUCAAGAUUUGGUCACAAAUAUCUGGAAAAGCUAGGUUGGGAACCAGGAAAGGGCCUUGGCCAUGCCUCGCAUGCGAUGUCGACGCAUAUUAAGGUGACAAUUAAGGACGAUACGAUGGGUCUGGGCGCAAAACUCAAGAAGAAAGAGAAGAAAGACGAGUUUGACAGCGGAGAGUGUGCAGGGCUAGAUGUCUUCCAGAGGAUCCUGGGUAGAUUAAACGGCAAGGAAGAAGUAAUUGCUGAUGAGUUAGAAAAACAGCGGAAAGAAAACAUUAUCAACGGCAAGUGGGGUAUCCACUUUGUCAAGGGAGAGGUACUUUCUAGCACUUGGGAUGCCGACACCAUGCAGCUGAAAAGCUACAGUUACGAUAAAAAGGAAAUCACGGCAGAUGACGCUGAGGAUGCUAAGGUCAGCGGUAAGCACAGAGAUCGGAAAUCAAGGGCCAAGAGGGAGAAAAGCAACAACGCUGCUCUGAAGGAAAAGUGUCGCGAUAUAGAUAGGACCCGGAAGAGUAAGAGGAAAGAGAAAGAGCAGGAGAAAGAAAAGAACAGAGAGAAGAAGCAUAACGGGAAGGAGCAUAAGGAGAAGGAGCAUAAGGAGAAGAAGGACAAGAAGGACAAGAAGGAGAAGAAGGAGAAGAAGGAGAAGAAGGAGAAGAAGGAGAAAAAGCAUAAGGAGAAGAGCAACAAGAGGCUACGGUCCUCUGAUUCUAUCGAUGAUCCAGAAGCAACCAAACCUUCGAAAAAGUCGAAAACCAAAGCUGCUGACUCAGAUAAUGUAACUAGAGACAGUAUGCUACAGCCUCGCGCCUCAGCUGCAUCGCCUCCACCAACCAUUUCUACGAGGCUUUCGGUACGGUCGAAGUGGAUCAGACAGAAGCGUGCUGCUGUGAUGGAUCCCAAGGCCUUAAAUGAAAUAUUUAUGGUGACGUAG
Messenger RNA from Eremothecium gossypii ATCC 10895, 1008 nucleotides. RefSeq names its product telomerase inhibitor (gene PXR1). The transcript has a single exon. Gene Ontology annotation, molecular function: nucleic acid binding. Lineage: Eukaryota; Fungi; Ascomycota; Saccharomycetes; Saccharomycetales; Saccharomycetaceae. Bases 1 to 1008 code for a protein of 335 amino acids. The record is from RefSeq and is marked provisional.